AUGGCUUCUUCUGAAUUAGAGUUAGAAGGGAGGAAAAGAAAAGUUCUUGAAGUAGGAUGCUGCAUUCAAAGAGAAGAAAAGAUGUUGAUUUAUGAAUACUUGCCCAAUAAAAGUCUUGACUUGUUUCUAUUCGAUCCAAUGCGAAGUGCAGUACUUGAUUGGCCUAAGCGCUUUCCUAUUAUAAAUGAUUCUGAUAUGAACCUAAAGAUAUCAGACUUUGGAAUGGCUAGAAGUUUUGGAGGAAACGAGACUGGAGCUAAUACUAGCCGAGUAGUUGGAACAUAUGGCUACAUGUCCCUAGAAUAUGCUAUAGAUGGCAUGUUUUCUGUGAAAUCAGAUAUAUUUAGCUUUGGCGUUUUGGUGCUUGAGAUUGUAAGUGGCAAAAGAAAUAGAGGAUUUUCUCAUAGAGAUCACCACCACAACCUUCUUGGACAUGCAUGGAUGCUGCAUAAAGAAGGAAGGUCACUGGAAUUCGUCGAUGAUUACCUUGGCAUUUCAUGUUAUUUAUCAGAAGUGCAGAGAUCGAUCCAUGUGGGACUGUUGUGUGUUCAACAAUGUCCAGAUGACAGGCCAAGCAUGUCUUCUGUAGUGUUUAUGCUUGGGAAUGAAGUUGAGUUGCCUCAAGCUAAGCAACCUGGUUUUUUCACAGAAAGGGAUUUGUUUAUGGCUGAAAGGUCAAGUCGCACAAAUGCGCCAAGCUCAAUAAACCUAAUGACUGUUACACAAAUGGAAGCACGAUAA
Fraxinus pennsylvanica is the source of this 741-nucleotide messenger RNA. NCBI's taxonomy places the organism in Eukaryota, Viridiplantae, Streptophyta, Magnoliopsida, Lamiales, Oleaceae. The record is from the annotation of a GenBank genome assembly.